AUGGCAAGCAGUCAGGCCCUGCUGGCCUCACACUACCCGCUGCGGGCACUGCCCUACUUCAGCCCCAGUUGCCAGGGAACCACUGGCUUCCUCGCUAACCUGGAUUUCUGUGUAGAUGGGCAGCCUUUGUCUCCCUGCCUCGGGCCCAUGCUGGACAUGGAGACAUCUGGGCUGGGGCCCAUAGCCGCUGCCAGUGACCUGGAGAGUCCCGAGGAUGAUGUGACCGCCCUUCCCCCCGGGACGAUGCCCGGCUGCCCACAGCAAGGGGCCCUCACAAGGCAUCAGAGUUUGCGGGUUCCAGGGCACCCACCGCUACUGGGGCCUCAUCAGAUGAUGUGGGCUGAGAUGAUCGAUGCUCUGCCUGCCUCUACAGCACCUUGCACGCCCCGUCCAGGCCUUGGCUGGCCACCAGCCACGGGCCUGAGGAUGAAGCUGGCUCCGCAGCACUGGCCCCUGUCCUGCCUUCUGAUGCUGCUGCCCUGGCCUCCAGUCAUUCCAACAUCGACAACACCUUGGCAGUGCCCACCAGGGGAGGAGCCCAGCCUGGACCUGGGCCAGGGUGCCCUGUGCAGGUCCUGCCCCUCUGGCACCUUCUCAGCCUCAUGGGGCUCUAGUCCAUGCCAGCCCCACACCUGCUGUGGCCUGCGAGGCAGGCUCGAAGCACAGGCAGGCUCGGUGACUCAAGAUACACUGUGUGGAGGCUGCCGGCCUGGGUGGUUUGUCCCUGAGGAGGCCCCUGAUGGUCCAUGCCAGCCCUGCUCCUGGGCGUCGCCGGGCACCCUUGGCUGUGAUGUGUGGGGACACCGGGCCCGGCGAGGCGUGGAGGUGGCCGCGGGAGCUGGCAGCGGGGAGACCCGGCAGCCUGGGAACAGCACGAGGGCGGGCGGCCCCGAGGAGACGGCGGCGCAGUACGCGGUCAUCGCCAUCGUGCCUGUCUUCUGCCUCAUGGGGCUGCUGGGCAUCCUGGUGUGUAACCUGCUCAAGCGGAAGGGCUACCACUGCACGGCCCACAAGGAGGUCGGGCCCCCCGGCGGCGCAGGCAGCGGGAUCAACCCCGCCUUCCGGGCUGAAGAUGCCAACGAGGAUACAAUUGGAGUCCUGGUGCGCCUGAUCACAGAGAAGAAAGAGAACGCAGCUGCACUGGAAGAGCUGCUGAAAGAAUAUCACAGCAAACAGCUGGUGCAGACAAACCACAGGCCUGUGCCCAGAUUGCCGCCAGGGCCCCCCAGCAUGCCACACACCUGCCCGCAUCGACAACACCUUCACACUGUGCAGGGCUUGGCCUCACUAUCUGGCUCCUGCUGCUCCCGAUGUAGCCAGAAGAAGUGGCCUGAGGUGCUGCUGUCUCCUGAGGCUGCAGCAGCCACGGCUCCUGCCCCCAACUUCCUGCCCAGCUCAGCCCGGGUUCCCAAGGCCGGGGCCAAAGUGGGUCGCCAGGGGGAGAUCACCAUCCUGUCGGUGGGCAGGUUCCGUGUGGCUCGAAUUCCUGAGCAGCGGACAAGUUCAGUGGCCUCUGAAUUGAAGACCAUCACAGAAGCUGGACCCUCAGGGGGCAAUUUCUCUGACUCCUCACAACCCGGGCUCCCUGAGCAGCGGGCACUGUUGGGCAAUGGUGGGAGCCAUGCUAAGUGGGUGAAGCCUCCCCCAGAGAACAAGGCCGAGGAGACCCGCUAUGUGGUCCGGCUAAGUGAGAGCAGCUUGGUCAUCUGA
Elephantulus edwardii (Cape elephant shrew) is the source of this 1710-nucleotide messenger RNA. It is a transcript of the gene RELT, whose product is annotated as RELT tumor necrosis factor receptor. The coding region runs from base 1 to 1710 and encodes 569 amino acids. Gene Ontology annotation, biological process: apoptotic process; amelogenesis. Lineage: Eukaryota; Metazoa; Chordata; Mammalia; Macroscelidea; Macroscelididae. The record is from RefSeq and is a predicted model, not a curated record. The transcript is spliced from 15 exons. Gene Ontology annotation, molecular function: protein binding.